This is a messenger RNA of Eriocheir sinensis (Chinese mitten crab), 4154 nucleotides long. RefSeq lists its product as uncharacterized. The transcript has 13 exons. Gene Ontology annotation, cellular component: cytoplasm; plasma membrane. Gene Ontology annotation, molecular function: protein binding. The coding region runs from base 1037 to 3274 and encodes 745 amino acids. Lineage: Eukaryota; Metazoa; Arthropoda; Malacostraca; Decapoda; Varunidae. The record is from RefSeq and is a predicted model, not a curated record.
GUACUACUAACAGUGAACCGUGCGGACGACCACCCCUCCCCUCCACCCUCCACCCACCCGUCACCCACACACCCACGCCCACGCCCGCACACACGCCCAUACCGCACCGCCCCACUCGCCCUCACCCACGCCCACUCCACGCCCGAAGAAUAGAAGGAAACGAAUCAAAUCGAAGGAGAAGAAGAAGAAGGAGAAGAAGAAGAAGAAGAAGGAGAGAAGAAGUGGAGAAGAAGGAGAGCAAAGACAAGAGGAGGUGGAGGAGGAACAAGUGAUUCGAAGAGGAGGAGAAGGAGGAGGAGGAAAGAAGCAGGAGACGGAGGAGGAAGUGGAAGAGGAGGAGGAGGAGGAGGAGGAGGAGGAGGAGGAAGAAGAGAAGGCGUAAAGUGAGAAGUGUUAAGUGACCAAUGUGAACACUUAAGAGAAAAAGGAACUCCACUUACGUGUGUCCGGGAACCACCACCACUACUACUACUACUACUACUACUACUACUACUACUACUACUAUAUUUUUCAACCAUAUCAACUCUUACUUAACUAUUUAUAUAACAAAAACUACUACUACUACUACUACUACUACUACUACUACUACUACUACUACUACUACUACUACUACUACUACUAUAUUUUUCAGCCAUAUCAACUCUUACUUAACUAUUUAUAUAACAACAACAACAACUACUACUACUAUUACUACUACUACUACUACUACUACUAUUACUACUACUACUACUACUAUAUUUUUCAGCCAUAUCAACUCUUACUUAACUAUUUAUAUAACAACAAAAACUACUCCUACUACUACUACCACCACUACUACUACUACUACUACUACUACUACUACUACUACAAGAAAGAAGAAGAAGAAGAAGAAAAAGAAGAAGAAGAAGACAUCAUCACCACCUUAUUUCACUACCACCACCACCACCAUCACCACCACUAGGGACAGAAGAGCAAAGUUGGAGGUGGUGGAGGUGGUGGAGGUGGAGGUGGUGAUGGUGGUGGUGGUGUCCCCCUCUCCCCCCCUCCUCCCCCCGUCAUGAGUGGAUUAGAGGGUGGUGGUGGUGGUGGUGUGGGGGGUGGAGGAGGGCUUGGCGGAGGCGGUGGAGGCGGGGGUGGUGGAGGGGGGUCCAGGGAAGUGCACAAGAACGGCUGGCUCAAGAGGAUGCCCACACAGGAGCGUCGCCUCUCCGUCAUGGCGCCCUUCACCAAGCCGGCCAAGGGGGAGAAGGUGUGGGUGUCCUUCUGCGUGCACGACGAGGUGGAGGGCUGGUUGGAGUUUUACGAGAACCGUCGCUCCGCCUUCAGCCACAACCCCCUGCAGCGUGUGUCCCUGGCCCGCUGCCUGCACGUGUCCCCCUCCAUACGCGUGCACGAGGACAACGAGCACGUCUUCGCCAUCACGCUGGAGGGGGAGGUGAUCAAGCUGGGCGCCCAGAGCAGGGAACAGAUGAUGGAGUGGAUUGACGCCCUCCGCAGUCGCCUAAGGGAGCUGGGGGUGCUCACUCCCAAGGACAACCUCUACACCAGGGAGCCGGAGGGUGGGGGGCUGCGUUCCCCUCUCCUGCGGAACCCCACCUCCCCCCUGCCCCCCACGCCCACCUCCUUCCAGUUCCCACCCCACGCACUGGAAUUCCGUGAAGAAGUCUCCAGCCUACACUCCCUGCGGCUGGGUGUCUCCCCUGCCGGCAGCAUCACCCUGCCCACCCUGCCAUCCCUGCACAGCCUCAACUCCAUGUCCUCAACCCACUCCUCCGACCCCAACACCUCCCCUUCCUCGGUGGUGACCUACGUUCGCCCCCACCAUGAGCACCCACCCCUCAACAGACGCUCCUCCUUCCGCGCCUCGCUCCCCAGUUCCCCCACCACUCCAGCGAGCAGCACGGGCUCCCUCACCUACCUCCGCUCCCCCCCGGGCCCCCAGGCCGCCCCCCGUGACGGGCAGCACGUGACCGUCAUCAGCGUGCCGUCGCCCGCCGCCUCCGUCUUCAGCUUCGACACCGUGGGCGCGGCGCUCGAGUCCAGCGGCACCAUGGCGGCCUCCCAGCUGUACGGCGCGCCCUCCGCCCCCCACACGCCCGACACCCCCCUGCCCCCCGACCCCCCUGAGCCCUCCCCGCCGGCGGAGAACCCCUACCCCCCGCUAGGCGACCCCAACGCGCUGCAGCUGCGUGUGGGUAACUCACUGGGCGCGGGAGGGGGGGCCAGCGGCGGGGGGCGGCCGCCCCUCCCACCGGGGCAGCGAGGGAGCGGGUACGGCGGCCCUGCGGGGUAUGGCACAGGGGCGGGGGUGUCCGGGGGCCUCUGGGGGGGCCUGGAGGACACGUCGUACGAGCCCCUGUUCCUGGCGAGCAGCGAGCAGCCCCCCGUGGCCCCCCAGGCCCCCCAGACCGGCCUGCUGCGGCGCCGCUCCGAGCACCGGCGGUCGGGGCGCAGGGAGCACGCGCGCCGCGCCGCCUCCGUGGGGCCCGCCAUCACCCCGCGGCCCCCCCAGCAGCAAGGAGGAGGAGGAGGAGGAGGAGCAGGAGGAGGAACAGGCACCAGCGACUCCCGAUCAAGCCAGGGAGGAGGAGGAGGAGCAGGAGGAGGAGGUCAGGGCCAGUACCAGGUGGGGCAGGACGGGCGGUUGAUGAGUCUCCGCGAGCAACAGGUGAUCAGACUGCAGCGGGAAAUAGCGCACCAGGCGGGGGUGAGGCUGACACUGAGGAAGAAGGACUGCUGCAACACCCUCGCCCUGGUCAAUGUCUUCCACCAUGUGUACGUGGCUGGGUGGAAGCAGAGGGAGCACCCGUACCUCCACAACACCUUCCACAUCGGUGACAGACUCGUGACGGUGUGCGGCACGCCCGUCACCACCGCCGCCGAGGCCAACACCAUCAUCAGGAACGACCCGGGCACGAUGAUUGAGUUCAUCAUCCGGCGCGUCCCCCACGGCAAGGUGUUCGCCCUCAAGCGGGAGACGGAGGGGCAGCCGCUGGGCAUGGUGCGGGAAGGGAACACUGCAGAAAUAAAGGAGAUUGUGCCCGGGGGCCUGGCAUCGCAGCAUGGGGUGCCGCCCAGGGCCCAGACGGUGGACUCCCUGUCGCUGUGUUCCUGGGUGCUGACUGAGAUCAACCACCGCCCACUCAACCUGUUCUUCAAGCACAUGGAGAUAGCGGACCGCCUCAACGCCGUGGGCCGGGACAUAUCCAUCCUCAUACAGCCGAUGGACCUAGUCAGGCAGCUGAAGAAGGGACUGAAGUCAAUCAAGGGAUACAAGGACUAUAUUGUCAUGUGAUGGUGAUGGUGUGUGUGUGUGUGUGUGUGUGUGUGUGUGUGUGUGUGUGUGUGUGUGUGUGUGUGUGUGUGUGUGUGUGUGUGUGUGUGUGUGUGUGUGUGUGUGUGUGUGUGUGUGUGAUAACAGAGAGAGAGAGAGAGAGAGAGAGAGAGAGAGAGAGAGAGAGAGAGAGAGAGAGAGAGAGAGAGAGAGAGAGAGAGAGAGAGAGAGAGAGAAUGGCUUGAACUAUCUUGCUUUAAAAAAUACAAAAAAAUUGUGUCUUGAUCUUAACCAAAGACAGGCCACAGAGGCUAUGGAGAGAGAGAGAGAGAGAGAGAGAGAGAGAGAGAGAGAGAGAGAGAGAGAGAGAGAGAGAGAGAGAGAGAGAGAGAGAGAGAGAGAGAGAGAGAGAAGGGCAACAUACUACACAAUCCCGUCCACUAUGUUUAACAAGAGCAGGAGUACCAACCGCCGUGAACAAUAGCCACAUAACAGUAGUCUUAAGUGUAGGUACCCUGUUCACACUAACCUGGUGAACAAGCCCCGCCCACACCACCCCAGCCUUCCCCAGCAUCCACCAAUCACACACAGGUUCAGUUGGAGAGGGGGUGUGGCUUGCUGGUGAUCUGGCCAAUGACAUGCACUGGAUAGGAAGGGGGGCGGGGCUUCUUCGCCACGGUAAUUUGAACAUGGUAUUAAGUAGCAAUAGUAACAUAAAGUGACACAACACAUGUGGAGAUAAAUGUAAGGAGAAGAGACUGUGAUGAUAACAUGUGCCAUCAAUCAGUUAGGAAGCGUAGCCUGUAGGUAAAAAAUGUAUUAUUGUACGGAGAGAGAGAGAGAGAGAGAGAGAGAGAGAGAGAGAGAGAGAGAGAGAGAGAGAGAGAGAGUGUUAGCAUAA